Beta vulgaris subsp. vulgaris (sugar beet) is the source of this 1626-nucleotide messenger RNA. Its product is annotated as mediator of RNA polymerase II transcription subunit 20a. Gene Ontology annotation, molecular function: transcription coactivator activity. The transcript has 6 exons. The record is from RefSeq and is a predicted model, not a curated record. The coding region runs from base 433 to 1101 and encodes 222 amino acids. Gene Ontology annotation, cellular component: mediator complex. Gene Ontology annotation, biological process: regulation of transcription by RNA polymerase II. NCBI's taxonomy places the organism in Eukaryota, Viridiplantae, Streptophyta, Magnoliopsida, Caryophyllales, Amaranthaceae.
UUCAAAUUUGAGGGAAGGGAAUCAGGGAUAGAAAAGAAGGAAGAAAAAGGGGAAAAAGGGGAAAAAGGAACAUGCUGUAGAAAAGAAGAAGUUUGUAAACCCUAAAUCUCCAAAUUCCAAUUAGUAGAAUUUACUAGGAAAAUUCCAUCUCUCUUUACGGAUUACAGUCUACCGAUUUUAUUCCAGUUUUGUUUUUCAUCUAAAUGGUUACAUUUUCGAAUUUCGUAAUCCCAGCAUCAAUUCAAGUUCUCCAGGAAAGAUUUGAAGAAUUUUUCGACGAUAACAAAAAAUUGAAGGUUUGCUUUGGACUAAUCUGACUAUAUCUUACUUCGGAAUUUGGCACGCUAGAGCAAGAAGCUUGCUCAGUGAAGCUGUAGGGCUCGAAGAAGAAACAUACUUGGUUGGACAUACAUUCAUUUGACGGGCUUCACUAUGCCUGUAAAAUGGGUUCUUCACUGGCACCCCAGUGCAGGAUUUUCAGUAAACACUCAAAUAAUGAAUGAAAUUUCCCAGUGCGUUGAAAGCUUAAAUGGUGUCAAAGAUGGGAGGUGGAGAUCUGUUCUCACCUUCUACAAACCCAUCACUCGAGAUCAGUCAACGGCAGCUGAAUUUCCUCGAGAUUUUCUGGGCCUUUCAAUUCCAGAGCAGCCUAGCAAAUACUACUUCAUAAUUCGUGGCCAGCGGAUUGUUCUUGAAGCAGAUUUAACUAUACAAUCAAUUAUGGAGACAUUGCAAUCAUACAAGUCAAGGGUGUCCCUGAAUUUUGAGGGGAUACAGUACCAGCUUGGGGACUUCCAAGUGAGAGUAGGAAAGGUUGCUCCUAGUCACUCUGAAACUAUGAGGGGAAUAGUAAUGGAGGUUGAGUAUCUUCCAAUCUCUUCUGUUGAUAAAUCAAGGCAAAUUCUUGAUGACUUUGUGGAUAUUUGGAAAGAGACACUGUCAAAAAAGUCGUUGCCGGGUCAGUUUCUGCAUAUCGAACCCAACUUUGGAGAGUACGGCUUAUCAGACCAGUAUACCUCUCAACAUACAGCAGUUCAAUAUGCUACUGUCAUGGCGCAACUGAUUGCAACUGUGCAAUCGACGCAAGGAGUCAGAAAUUAAUGAUAUGACCUUGAUUAUCUCGUAGUAAUAGCUGAGGAUGUCAGGCUAUUGAAGUUCAGAACGGAAAACAGCAAUAGAAGGAUUAGGAAAAGGGGAAAAAAGCUUCGUUUGAGCUAGUCUUUUUUCUGGUUUAAUUGUACUGAUAAUGGAGCUUGGGUUUUGAAUUGAUACUGUGAGUUGUGCCUAGCAGUGUAUUGCCAUGAUAUCAAUUGUCAACUGCGAGUAGGACGUCUGCUAUGUGACUCACUCCUUGAUCUACUCUAUACCGGAGAGCUCGAAGUACUAGAAAGGAUCGUUGUAUACUUGGGUUGAGAACUUAUCCACUGUACUUGCUACGUGGUCUGGCAACAAACAUAAUGAUAAAAGGCUUAUGUUCUUUGUGUCAAUCCUUGAAAUUGCCUACAUGCUUAGUUUCAUCUAAUAAUUUGGCAUUCAAGUACCAUUUUGUAUAUACUUAAUUAUGACUUGUUGAUGAAGGUUAUGAUUGAAUUGAUUAUUAACGGUACCUUGUAUCGUGAUUUGAAA